Manduca sexta (tobacco hornworm) is the source of this 8324-nucleotide messenger RNA. It is a transcript of the gene tud, whose product is annotated as maternal protein tudor. NCBI's taxonomy places the organism in Eukaryota, Metazoa, Arthropoda, Insecta, Lepidoptera, Sphingidae. Bases 188 to 7381 code for a protein of 2397 amino acids. The transcript has 12 exons. The record is from RefSeq and is a predicted model, not a curated record.
CAUCUGGCAACACUGAAAUUCGGAAUGCCGCCAUGUUUGAUGAAAACGUAAACGGAAAAGAAAGCGGAAUAUUUUUUUAUAAGUUAUCACAGCGAAAGUACGACGUAAUAUUGUAUAGUUUCGUAAAGGAGUUAUGUGAGUUAUUGUAGAUUUUCUUUGUUAAACCGCAGUCAAAAAUAUUUUGACAAUGACUCUACCAACCGACACUUCAAGAUCUUUUCGCCUGUACGUAACGCAUGUGGAUGGAGACGGUCCUUUUCUGAGGAUAAGCGGACAGCUUGACCAACAUGCCCCGUUAGUAGUGGAGAGCCUAUUCGAAGCAGCCCGUGAAAACUUGGAAAAAGGCAUAGGCUCGGUGCCGCCGGCGGCUAUUCACGAAGGUGUCAUUUGUGCCGCCAAAUACAAAGAUGGGGUUUACUACAGAGCGAAGGUGAUAGGCACAAAUAACUUGGCGACGGGCUUGGUCAGUGUGCAUUUCAUCGAUUUCGGUAACAAAGAUUUAAUUUCACUAAGCACAAUUAGAUUCUUGGACAACUAUGACCCUAUGUUCUUGCAAUUGCCUGGACAGGCCAAUGACUAUUAUUUAUCACGGGUGAUGAAUCCCUCCGGUCGCUGGGACGAGCCGCUGUUACUGAAGCUUCAGAGCCUGCUGUGUUAUGCUGAAUACCCUGCCACUGUUGAGGCUCAAACUAGGACAUUGUCUAUAAUUUCUGUUCAGUUUAAAGGAAAUGAUCUGUCAUCACAUCUUGUAUCAGUUCGGUUUGGAGUUGCAUUGCCUUUAGCCAAGCAAGAAGUUCUGCUCCUACAAAUAUUUGGGGAUAACCAGAAAGGGACAAAUUGGCAACCAAAUCUUGAAGCACCAUCUUACACAGAACAUGUACCAUUUUUAAUCAAUCAGAACUUUCCAUCCAAUCCUGCAUCAACAAUGCGUUUACAGCAAAAUGUCCCGGUUCCAUUUAAUGGCAGCAUACCACCACCAUCAAUGAUCAGUCAAAGACUGGUAGUGAAUAAGGCUGCUCGUAACACUGUUAACUUAAAAGCACCUGCAAGACAUCCUCAGCAUGCAGUGAAUGCAGGAGGUGCCAUGACCACACCUCCCCCUACUCCUAAUGUGUCCAAUAAGUCAGUAACCACAUCACCAGCAUCAAAUAAAUCUAAUUCUCCAAAGAAAUCUACCACCUACAAAAGCAGAUUGCUUGAAGUUAAUUCACAACAUAAAGUGUUUGUGUCUUUUGCUGAGGAAGGCCCUGAACUGUUUGCUGUCCAAUUAGUAUCUGAUGCCAAAAAACUGCAAGACAUGAUGGAUGAUAUAAACAGAAGGCCACACAGCAGCCUGGCAGAACCCCCAAUGAUUGGUACAGUUUGUCUUGGCAGGAUGUCUGGCGAUAGAAUCAUCUGUCGAGCAAUUGUCAUGAACCUCUCUGGAUCUCAAUGUAAACUGUUCUUUGUUGAUUUUGGCGACACAGAAAUGGUAUCGUAUUAUGACAUAUUUGACAUACCUGAAGAGUUUGUCAAGCCCAAUGUGUUUGCUAUGAGAUUCUGCUUGUCAGGAGUGAAAAAGUUAGAGAAGGGACCACAUCUCUAUGAGGCAUUUAAACAACUUGUUAAUGGUAAAGUGUUAACUUUGAAGAUAGUCCCUCCAGAAGGGCCACCACUGAUCCAAUAUGGUGAACUGUACCUUGACAAUAAGAAUGUUUUUGACUUAUUAAUGGCAAAUAUGAAGGAUAAAUUGCAGUUCAAAUGGAUGGACAUGCUACCACUAGGGACAAGACAGUCUGUUUUAGUUUCGUAUGUAGAUAGCUGCAUUAAAUUCUAUGUUCAACUUUCGGAUAAGAUUGAUGAUUUAAAUGCGGUGAUGGAUGCAGUUAAGGCCCACUGUGAGAACAGCUCGUCUCCUGGAGAGUUGCCAGUAGGCGCGGCGUGCUGUGCGCGUUUCCCAGAUGAUGAUAAUUGGUACAGAGCAAGAGUGAGAGAUACAAAGGGUAAAAAAGUAGUAGUAGCAUAUGUUGACUAUGGGAAUGAACAAGAAGUUGACGUAUCAGAUCUGAGGACAAUCUCUCCGGAUUUGAUACAACUGCCUGCUCAAGCAAUCAAGUGUGCAUUGAAGGGCUUCGAGAACAGACCAGUGGAGACAAAAACAUCAAACCAGUUGGAAAUGUUAGCUUUAGAGAAGACACUGAUGGCGCAAAUAGUAGGCGUGCUAUCAAAUGACACGAUGUUGGUGUCGCUAGUCGACGAUACUGUGACACCCCCCUUAGAUAUAGCGAGGAAAAUGAAUCAACUUUCGCAACCCAGAAGUUCGCAUGAGAUAAAGGCGACAACACCAGUGCGCAAAGACGCCCCCGAAACCUUCAGCUCGCCAGAGGGCAGUGUGCACGAUGAGGGUAAAAGGAAGAACUUCCGCCGCGAAAAGAGUUUCAAAGAGGAGCGCAGGCCGCCCCGGGAAUCGAACGAGGAGUUCGCGCAGAGAGGCGGCAGUUUUAGGGGAAGGGACAAUAAGGAAGGCUUCGACAGGUCCGGCCCGGGCCGGCACAGCGAGAAGUAUGCAGGGAAGCCGGAUCGCGGUGACAGGCGGGGAGGUCCGAAGCCCUGGGAGAAUAAUGGUCCCCAGCAGCAGACGUCGCCGCCGGGCGCGGGGGAGGACGACUGGGAAGAGGCACCCGCUCUACCCUCUCCUAACGCACCUCCCGCCUAUACGACUUCUGCACCCAGGCCCUCCAACAGAAGAAAGCCUAGGCCCGAACAGCACGAGGGCACGAAGCCGGGCCAGCGCCCCGGCUGGAAGGGCAAGGACUCUAGCGGCGUGGGCAAGCGGCUGCGGCAAGCCGCCGAGGCCGCCAGCGUCGACGCGCAGCGCGGCUCCGUGCAGGACCGCCUGCGACGCGACAACAGGGAUGAGAGAAACGGCGACGAUCGUGGUGGCAGGCCGGGCCGAGACCACCGCGACAACCGACCGGACCGGCGCGACAACCGCGGCGACCGGCCCGACCGACCCGACCGACCCGACCGGCGCGACAACUGGAACGACAGAAAGGACUAUCAAAAACGGGACUUUAGGGAAAGCAGGCCCGACCGCGGCGACAGGUACGACCGGCCGCGGAGCAACUUCACGCCCCGCGACCGCGCCGACCGCUCCGCCUCCGACUGCGACCGCCGCUCCGACAGGAGCUUCCGCUCGCAGGACAGCGGCAAGGACCGCAGCGGCCGCGCUCCUCCGUACAAGCCACGCAGCAAAUUCACUCAAGUGCAGUAUAAGGAACUGGCCCACCCGGUGCCUCUCACCGCGCCGUUCGCGGACCCCGUGGUGGAGCCCGGCGCGCAGCACGAGGUCUCCGUCACGUGGAUCAUCUCUCCGGGCAACUUCUACUGCCAGAUACUGUCUCUCCAACCGAAGUUUUUGGAAAUGAUGCACGCGAUCCCGGAACUGUAUAAAGGCGUCAAGUCCUACACUGGAAAUGUGCCAGUGGGCGCUUCUAUUCUUGCCAGAUAUCCGGUAGAUGGCGUUCUGUACAGAGCGACAGUGGUUUCAGUCCAACCGUUUUCCAAAUUCAUAGUUAGAUAUGUCGAUUUUGGUAAUAAGCAACUUGUCGAUGCGAAAGAUAUAUGGCAGUUGGACAACCAGUUGUUAGAACUUCCGAAGAUGGCGGUGCAUUGCUCGUUGGUUGGCGUGGUGCCUAAAGACGGCGAAUGGAAAGCGGAUCCAGAUAUAGACCUUUGUUUCAACGCGCCGAGGUACCAAUGUGUGUUCCAAGAACCCUCGGAGGAUCAAUACAAAGUGUCGCUGUGGAAUAACGGAGUGAGCGUCGCCGACAUGCUCGUCGAGAAGGAACUCGCCAAGAUGUCUGAUGUCCAGUCGUCUGUUACUUUGAAAGCUGUUGUGACUACAGACGAAGCGAUUGACUUGACGAUAAUAGUGGGCCAGCAAAUAUUAUGCCGCGUAACCCACGUGGAGUCGUUUGAGAAGUUCUUCGUGCAGUUGGACAUCGAUAAAGCUGAGCUGGUCGAGAAAGCUAUUGCUAAUUUCGACGUGUCUAAACUAGCACCUCUGGCCGCAGACAGUUUGACGGAUGGUAUACAUUGUACGUUGAAACACGACGGCAAGAUUUACAGAGCUAUCUUAGAAGACGUUUCGGAUAUCAACAACAUCCACGCUCUUCUGCCUGACUACGGCAACACUGUCACCACCACUUUGGACAAGAUAAUGAUUUUACCUACAGAGCUGAGCGUGUACUAUUACCAAUCGUUGCCGUGUUGUCUAAAUAACUAUACAUCUGAAUCUAAGACCUUGAUGACUAUUGAAGAACUGAAGCAGCGUCUAACCGGCAAUAAGUUCAUCAUUUACAUCAACAGUGUUGAAGGAAUCAAUUUGGAAACAACACUGUAUGAUAGCAUCACGGGACAGAAGGUGGCGAUAUUCGAGCCGGAUGAGGGCGCGUACGACGAGGUGGUGCAGCUGUGCAUGCGCUCCGUCUUCAACUACAACUUCGGCAUGGCGUACAUCUCGCACGCCGACAACUUGAACGAGUUCUAUCUACAGAGGGCAUCCGACACCGACAGGAUAGCGCAGCUCUUGGACGAACUAUACAAAUUUUAUGAGGAAGGUACGCCUGAAGCUCUGGACACCUUUGAAGUGGACGCCAUUUGUGCAGUUAAGUCGGCAGACGGUAAUUGGUAUCGUGCUACAAUUUUGAGCGUCGAAGACACGAAAGUAAAAAUUCAAUUCCCAGAUUAUGGCAAUACUGAAACUGUAGAGAAGAGUUGUGUAAUGAAAUUGGAUCCUAAAUUCUUUGAGCCAUGUACUUUAGCUUUAGUCGCUAGUCUGGGACUUGUCGCAUUGCAAGAAGAGGCUUUGACUAAAUUGAAAGAAUGGACGAACGAGAAAGAAGUGCAAGUUACCCUCGCAUUCGGCGCCGAUGGAUGGCUGGCCAGUUUGCAUUUAGACGGCGUGGACUUGUCUAUAAAGUUAGUAAAUGAGAAGUUGGCCACACCACAGAUAAUGACCAAUGAAGAGGAAAAGCAUGAGCCACCAGCAGAAGAGCCUAUAUCAUUGCCUGAAGGAUGCACGCAAGUUUACAUCAGUCAUAUUGAUACUCCUGGUCACUUCUGGCUGCAAAUGGUCGAUAAAUGUGAAAAAAUCGACGCCAUACAAGCAGAAUUACAAUCGAAUGCAGAUAAUUACCAAGACAUUGAAUCUCGGGAAAUGGGUACUUUGUGUAUCGCUAAAUAUUCAGCUGACGACCAAUGGUACAGGGCUAUAAUUCUCGAUUCAGAUUCGGACAUUACUACUGUGCGAUUUAUCGAUUAUGGUAACACCGAUGUGCUGGAUAACCAACCAGGAUUGAUAAAAGUGAUUCCAGAUAACCUAAAAGAGAUCGAACCAUAUGCGGUAAAGUCUAGCGUUAACGCUAUCCCUACAGGCACUGGACAAUGGUCGGAGCCGGCCUCUGAUUACUUUAGCCAACUUGUCGGUGAUUUGUCGUCACCUGUUGAUGCUCUCAUUGUGUUAAAGGAUACAUUAACCUAUGUUGACAUCUAUGUGAAUGGCCAGAAUCUUACGGACAAAUUAGUUACCGAGGGACACGCUACGAGAUCUGAGGAACCUGAAUGCGGAGAUUUGCCAUCAUGUUUUGCGAGCCAUGUAAAUUCUCCGUCCGAAUUCUGGAUUCAGCUAGAAACUGCUGCACCAGAACUACAGGCAAUGGAGGCAGCCAUGGUCGACGCCGAAAACUUCCCCGAACUUACCGAUAAAGAGGAGGGCGUCAUUUGUGCGGCAAAAUAUCCUGAAGAUGGAGCGUGGUACAGAGCACAGGUAAUUGUAGAUGGCUCCGAGGGUACUGAAGUCCUCUUCAUGGAUUAUGGUAAUGCUUCAAUUGCAAACGAACUACGCAGUCUUCCGGACGAACUUAAGAUAAAACCAGCACUAUCAAGAAAAUGUGCCCUGCAAAAACCUCGUGAUAUAAAGUCGUGGUCCCGAAAAUCUGAAAUUAAAUUUAACGAGUUGGCAGCUGAAGGCGCUACCAUUUUUAAUGUUCAGUUUAUUGCUGCUGGAGAUAUAUCAAUCGUCGAGUUGUAUCUCGAAGGUAAAUCUGUAACUGAAGAACUGGUUGGGCUCUGUGAAGAACAUCCGUCAACUGAGCGACCAACGCCCGUCGGCCAAGAUUUGCAUUGUAAUGGUAAAAUCUGUUUUGUAAACUCCUUGGAGGAGUUUUACGUGCAGCUGGAACACUCUAUAACGGAUUUGGAUAAAGUUAUUGAGAAGUUAGUUGAUGCUGAGAGCUUUGAAUCAGCUGCAGAGUUGAAAGUAAAUUCAAUUUGCGCCGCAUUUUGGUCUGAAGACGAGCAGUGGUACAGAGCCAAAAUAUUAGAAUUUUGUGAUGUAGGUUCUCACGUUCAAUUUUUAGAUUACGGCAAUAAAGCUAAAUGUGAAGAAUUCAGACAACUACCUGAUGAAAUCGCCGUCAUAGAACCUUUAGCCAAAUGCUGUCGCUUAGCUGGUGUGCCAGAAGACAGCACUAUACACGAAAUUGGCAGAAAUAAGCUCGAUGAAUUUGCCGCAGAAGAUACUACAUUCCAAAUUGAAUUUUUAGAUAGCUCCAAAGAACCUGCCCUAGUCAAAGUUCUGCUGAAUGGAAAAGAUAUCAUGUCUGUUUUCUCUGAGGCGAUGAUAAAUGUUGAACAAGAAAAUGUUUGUGACAAAUCUGCUGAAAGUGAAACUUUAGCAAACAAACCUGAAGCUGUUACAGAUAAUUCGCAAGUAGAUAUAAGUAGCGAACCCAUCAAAGACGAAAACCCUUUGGAAUCAGAACUUAAUAAGAAUGACUUAGAUGAAGGCCCUGCUGUAACAGACGGUGAACUGAAUACCUCACUACCUGAUCUCGAUGAAAGCCUAGAAAGUAACCAUACUGUUAUAGAGAAUAAAUCUUUUGAGUCUAAGGCUGACAGUUUUAGUGAUGAAGUGCCUUUAGAUGAGGAAGUUAAAGAUGUAGUUCAGCAAUCUCCCGAGAAAGAUGUGUCUUCCAGCACACUAGAGAAAUCGGAUGACACAAUAAAAACGCCCGACAAAGAAGAAUCGAAAGAAAAUGUAAACACAGACACAGUGCUGACAAACAGUGAGGGUCAUGAUAACCCGGAAAGUAAAGAAGGGGAGUUACCAAAAAAUACUCCAGAAAAGGAGCCAGUGAAACAGUCUUCUAAUGAAAGUAGUCCAGAGAAGACGAAAGAAUCAGUUUCGGAAGUAACCAAUUUAACAAAUGACUCGAAAGAACAAGAAAAAUCCGUAAAGGAACCAGAGAAGACAACUAAGGAACCAGAAAAGCCAUCUGAAGAACCAGAAAAGUCAUCAGAAGUUACCGAAAUCAAGAAGAGUGAAGAAGUCAAAUAGAAUCACUACACCAUAAACUCACUCAUUAAAGGAUCUUUUACCAUUUGUAAUAUAUCCAAUCUCAUGUAGGGUUAGCUAUUGAAAAGCAAUGUUUGUGAUAGUUACUUAUGAGCCCUUCCUAGUGCUUGUUUAUUUUUAUGAGUAACAUACGUAUUAUAGUGGCCAAAUGACUGAUAUACAUAAUAUGUUAUGUAUUUUAAAUGAUAGAUGUUGGCUAUACAUUUCAUUUUUUAUACAUAUAUGAUUGUUCUAAAGUAUGUUUCUGUGGCCUUUUAUUAAGUUUUAUUUGUUUUUGAUUGUUUUGAUUAAAUAUGAAGAUAAUUAUAGGUUUUGUAAAAAUACGAAAUUUGUAUGCCUGCACGUGACGGUAACUACUUAAGAGUUAAGUAGCUACUUAAGCUUCACUAGACAACAAUUGAGGUUCAUAUUAUAGUGCUUAAAGUGUUUGGGGAACAGCAUACGUCGUACUUUCCCACCGCAUCAGCAGCACCUUUUAACCUCAUUUGGUGUCUAGUCAUUACUUGGGUUUACUUUUGUAUCGUUAAAUUCUGAUGUUAAACAUCAAACACAUAAUCUAUAUAUUUUUUGUUACUUCUGUCCACGGUGGGAGAGAUUCCUAGAUAUGGACUAAACAUUACGAUAAGCGGCGAAACCUAUAAAGGCUUUAAUCACAUGAUACAAUACUCAUAUGUCGGAUUUAGUUAAACAGUCCUUGCGUUUCAUUUAUUUGCUGUGUUAGUUUACUUACAUUCCCUAUUUGGUUUUCCUUUUUCAGGUUUUUUGAGUAAUCUUUGGUCCUAAUAAAGGAUCGCCUCGAACUUUGGGUGAUUUGAUUCAAUAAGAUGUGUUGUAUUUGAUAUAUAUUCACAGACUAAUUUACUGGCAGUUAUGUUUGCAAAAUGUUUAAUUAUUUUUAGAAAAUAAAGCUAUGUAUAAAAGCUUU